Molecule: messenger RNA, 2601 nt
Organism: Blumeria graminis f. sp. triticale
Lineage: Eukaryota; Fungi; Ascomycota; Leotiomycetes; Helotiales; Erysiphaceae
Source: the annotation of a GenBank genome assembly
AUGGAAACAACUCAUGAUCCUGAGUAUCAACGGGUAGAUACAACCCCCACGCGGUCCACCAAGAAUUCUGGAGAAUCAUGGACCGCUGCGUUAAAGCAACAGCCGGCUCCUGCUACUACUUCCAAGAAGAAGAAAAGACACAACCACCGAGGUGGUAAAAAGAAGCGAUCGCGGGGUCAAACCUUCCCUGCUGAGACAGAGAACAGCAGUAGUAACCUGGAAAUUCCAAAGUCUGCUCUAGUAGACAAUGUUCAGAAUGCUGUCAGGGAGAGUUUUUUUCGAGUCCAAGGAAUCACCCGAAGGAGUACCAGUGCCGAGAUCGAAGGACUUAUAGAUCAUAGAGAUCAAUCGAGCUUUAGGCCGAGAAGAGCGUCUGCUAUGGGACAAAGUGCUUUUGGCGUUCCACUUUACGAAAACUCUACUUCAUAUCGAAUGCAGCAAAAUGCCUUCGGUACUAUUGGUAGCGGCAAUAACAGUUCACAUGAAGAUGAAAGAAUACCUCUCGUCAGCACGAGAAAUGCAGCCGCUAUGGGAUACGGUAUGUAUGGAAUGGAACAACCAGCCAGGAGUAGAAAAAACUCGCAUCUUAGGCACUCGAGCCAUUCUUCAACCAAUAGUAAGCGACGGCCAACUAUAGAUAAAUCUAGUCCAGUACUUGAACCACAUCUAGAGGAAUACAACGUGAAUUAUCCGCCUUCAAUUCCAGACAGUCCAACUCAGAAGCCCAACCAAACAAUCACUUUUAGCGAUAUUCUGGUAAGAGAUGAAAUUGGGCCUACACGGGCCUCACCCGGUAAUAUUUUGGAUGAAAUUAGUGAUCAUGCUAUAAUUGAUGACCUUAUCGAAGAUUCGCCACGCCGGGGCAUGGGAUACGAACAUCGGAAAAAUAACCCUCUCCAUGCUGAUGAGGACGCAUGCUUUUCUGUCGAAGGGAUGUCUGACAUGGGAGAAGAGUAUAUGCGUCGAGAAAAUGAUAUACUUAGACGUUCUAAUGGUGCCCGGAGAAGACGAGGAAAGUGGCCCGACCUAUCCGCACUCGAGGAGUGGAGCAGGUUAGAGAAAGAGGGAAAAAAUGAAGAACGACGAGUCAAGAAAAUCACUGAACCACAACUGAUCGGCGGAAGAUUACGCCCUAUCCACAGGAGUUGGCAUCGUGCAGAAGAUGAUGCCCCAUACCGUUUUACUUACUUUAAUGAACAAUUGCAGAGUACAAUACACAGUCAAACAAUCUCCGAGUUACUUCAGCCAGGAGGCGUUUUUCGCGAGUUAUUUAAUCCAGAUCCGCCUGAAUUGAGUGAUAGUUCGGAAUCUGGAAGUGAUUUUGAAGUAUCUAGAAAUAACAGCGUAACAUGUGACUAUAGUGGGCUACAGGAUGAGUUGGGAGUAUCUCCGCUGACAUCAGUUCUACCACCCCCCGCACAGCCUGAUCAAAAGUCACAUUCCUGGUUAAAAGAAACCCUGAAUGGAACAGAUUGGGCACGAAAUUACAAAGAAAACUCGGGUACCUCUAGUCCCGCUGGUACGAAGGUGCCAUUAGAACCAAUCAAAGAAAAUUCCCCGAAACCAAAAUCAGAAAAACCAAAGAGAUAUGGGAAUAGACCAACAUGGUGGCUAGAUGUGCUUUCGCCAACUGAUGCCGAAAUGAAGGUACUCUCCAAAGCAUUCGGAAUUCAUCCCCUAACCGCCGAAGAUAUCCUACUUCAAGAAGCGCGAGAAAAAGUCGAACUUUUUCACAACUACUAUUUUGUUAAUUACAGAUCUUUUGAGCAAGAUACAAACAACAAGGACUUUUUGGAACCCGUAAAUAUGUAUGUAAUUGUAUUUCGAGAGGGUGUGAUCAGCUUUCAUUUUUCAUUGACACCACACCCUGCAAAUGUUCGCCGUCGAAUUCGGCAGCUCAAGGAUUACUUAAUUCUAUCCUCUGAUUGGAUCUCGUACGCAAUUAUAGAUGAUAUAACAGAUGUUUUUGCACCCUUAAUUCAAAGUAUCGAAGAUGAAGUCGACGAUAUCGAUGACGCCAUCCUCAUGCUACACGCUCCUCUCUCUGAGUCCAAAUCAAAGAAAGGUGAUGAAAAAGGCUCGGAAUCUGGUGACGCUACCAUUGUGGAGAGCGGUGGCGAUAUGUUACGACGAGUGGGUGAUUGUCGAAAAAAAGUAAUGAGUUUAUAUCGGCUUCUGGGUAACAAAGCAGACGUUAUUAAAGGCUUUGCUAAGCGAUGUAAUGAGCAUUGGGAUAUUGCACCUCGUAGUGAGAUUGGGUUAUACUUAGGAGAUAUCCAGGAUCAUAUUGUGACCAUGACUGGGAAUUUGUCACAUUACGAAAAGAUCCUGGCUCGCUCCCAUGGUAAUUACCUCGCUCAGAUUAAUAUCAGAAUGAACGAAAGACAAGAGCAGACAGCAGAUGUACUUGGAAAGCUCACAGUUUUAGGAACUAUUGUGCUGCCCAUGAAUAUUAUUACCGGUUUAUGGGGGAUGAAUGUCUGGGUACCCGGCCAACAGGCGGAGGGUGACCUAACUUGGUUUUGUUGCCUUUCAGCUGGACUGAUCUUCUUUGGCUUGAGUUGUUUUAUGAUUGCCAAGAUUCUCUAUCGGAUAGUUUGA